AUGGAACAAAAUUAUGAUAGAAUUAAAUCAAUCAUUGCACAUCUGUUGCCAUUGGAGAUCUCAAAUACCAAUGCAUCAGUCGAUGCAGCACCAGCAAUCACAGCUGAGAAACCACGUGCACAAAUCCCAAAGUGGAACAAAGACGAACUCCGUGAUUACUUGGAAUCCAACCCAUCAUACAAACAAGUGAAGCAAAAUCUUCAAAACUUCCUCAAAGAUCCAAUCUUUGCUCCAAAAUACAACAUGAACUGUGAGCAAUGGAGAGAGGUAACUCUUCAAAGAUCAAUCAAAGUUAUCAACUCUGGUUUAAUUUCAUUAGCUGAAUUCAAUAGAGAUCCAAUGAAAUAUUUAUUAUCAAUGGAAUUGUUAAAUCUUUCGGAUCCAUCGUUAUCAGUAAAGCUUGGUGUACACUUUUCAUUGUUUGGUAACGCAGUUCUCAAUCUUGGUACAGAGAAGCAUCAUUUGAAGUAUAUUAAGGAUAUCGAUACCUGGAAGUUACCUGGUUGUUUCGGUAUGACAGAGUUGGGUCACGGUUCGAAUGUGCAGGGUGUCGAAACCACCGCCACCUACGACAAGGACACACAGGAAUUCAUCAUCAACACACCAUCGGACUCUGCACAGAAGUUCUGGAUAGGAAAUGCUGCCCUCCACGGUCAGGCAUGUGCCGUUUUCGCACAACUCUAUAUCGGUGGUGUUCACUACGGUGUACAUGUAUUCGUCGUACCCAUCAGAAACGCCGACGGAUCGACCGCAACCAACGUCAGAAUCAUGGACAACGGUUACAAGCUCGGUUUGCAAGGUGUCGACAACGGACGUCUCUGGUUCGACAACAAGCGAAUCCCACGUGAUAACCUCCUCAAUAAGUUUGGUGAUGUCAUGCCAGACGGAUCGUACGUAACAUCGAUUCCAAGCAAGAACAAGAGAUUCGGAUCGAUGGUUGCACCGUUGGUCGGUGGAAGAGUCUUGAUCGCAUCGUCUGCAUUGAACGCUGCCAAGCUCUCAUUGAUCAUCGCCAUUCGUUAUGCGUAUGCACGUCGUCAAUUCGGAUCGAAGGGUAACGAGAUUCCAAUCAUCCAGUAUCUCACUCAUCAACGUCGUCUCUUCCCAUUGAUUGCAGCGACCGUCGCAUUGAACUUCCCAGUUCUCCAGCUGAAGCAAAUCUACUGUGAGCCAAACAAGACACCACAGAACGUCAAGGAUGUACAUAUCUGGGCAUCCGGUCUCAAGGCUGUCGUCAGUUGGCACAAGACUCACACUCUCCAACAGGUCAGAGAGUGCUGUGGUGGUCAAGGUUUCAGUGCAUUCAAUCAAAUCGCAACAUUGAAAUCCGAUCUCGAAAUCGAUAUGACCUACGAAGGUGAUAACCAUGUACUCCUUCAACAAGUUGCCAAGAAUCUCUUGGUAGAGUUACAAAAGGGAAGAUACACUGUUACACUUCCAAAUCAUGGUGUAAAGAUUCAAAAUUCAGACUUCCAAAUUCAAUGUUUCAAAUGGAGAGAAAGUCAUUUGGUUCAAACUCUUUCAUCAAAGAUUAUGAGUGCUUUGGAUGUAGGUGUUGGAUUGGAACACUCUUGGAACGACAACUUGGAUGUUAUUACAGCUCUUGGUAAGGCAUACAUCGAGAGAAUCACUUUGGAAUACUUCCAAGCUGCAAUCAAGAAGGCAUCAGCCAAUCUUCAACCAGUAUUGGAACUUUGCAGAAACUUAUACUUCUCAUCAAGAGUUGAAAAUGAUUUAGGUUUCUUCUUAUGUAAUGAUGGUCUCACACACGAAACAGGAUUAAAGAUUCAAGAGAGUGUAAACAAACUUUGUGGAGAUAUGUUACCAGUUGCAUUGGAUAUUGUCAACUCAUUCGAUAUCCCAGAGCAAUUCGUUCAUGCACCAAUUGCUAAACCAGACUAUAUUCAAGAGUUUAGAUAUGGACUUGAGAGAAAUUAUUAA
This is a messenger RNA of Heterostelium album PN500, 1941 nucleotides long. RefSeq names its product putative acyl-CoA oxidase. Bases 1 to 1941 code for a protein of 646 amino acids. The transcript is spliced from 4 exons. Gene Ontology annotation, biological process: lipid homeostasis; fatty acid beta-oxidation using acyl-CoA oxidase. Gene Ontology annotation, cellular component: peroxisome. The record is from RefSeq and is a predicted model, not a curated record. Gene Ontology annotation, molecular function: FAD binding; acyl-CoA oxidase activity; fatty acid binding. Lineage: Eukaryota; Evosea; Eumycetozoa; Acytosteliales; Acytosteliaceae.